Dendrobium catenatum is the source of this 634-nucleotide messenger RNA. Its product is annotated as protein RALF-like 33. The record is from RefSeq and is a predicted model, not a curated record. The coding region runs from base 84 to 449 and encodes 121 amino acids. The transcript has a single exon. NCBI's taxonomy places the organism in Eukaryota, Viridiplantae, Streptophyta, Magnoliopsida, Asparagales, Orchidaceae.
AUUAAUAGAUCUAUCUCUAAGAGCCAAAACAAAUAAACAAUACAUAUAAACCAGAAAGAGAGAGAGACAGAGAGAGAAAAAAAAUGGCAAAUCUAGAGAAGAAGAAGAAGAAGACUCCUACUGUGAUCUUCUCCAUCCUCCUCCUUCAACUUAUUCUUCUCUUCCUACAAAGCCAAGCCAUCUCCUCCUCAGAGCUGAACUGCAGAAGAUCAGCAGGAGAGUGUGAAUGGGAAGCAGAAGCAGAAAUGGAGUCUGAAACCAGUAGAAGAAUGCUUUGGGGUACCCUACAGAAGCAUUACAUAAGCUAUGCUGUGCUGAGGAGAGAUAGGGUACCCUGUGACCGCCCUGGAACUCCUUACUACAGCUGCCAUGGAAAUGGAGAGCCGAAGGCCAAUCCUUAUGUCAGAGGCUGCUCCAUCAUCGCUGGUUGCAGACAAGGUAGCCCUUAAUUACCUUCAAAGCAUGCAUUAUUGCCUAUGGGAUGUAUUUUUUUUUUAUUUGUUCUCUUCAUUUGAUCUUUCGAUUGUAAGGAAAAUUUAUCAAGAACUUUGGGAGAUCAUGAGAGAACUGUUCAGGGUUUGUUCGGAUGAUCAGAGAGUUUUAUUAAAGCUUCGUUUGGAAAGGCUUUUUUACU